GUGUGCGUCUCCUCCGUUUAGUAUCAGAGAGACCGUCCACUCAGCCAGUCCUAGCCUAGGCACUAUUCUGUGGUGUGGUGAGAGUCGCGCUUUCCGUUUCAGUCUAAGCCGGGACAUUCGACGAUAGUGACGUGCAGCGGUUUUGUUGGGAAAGUACUUUUUGUACUUGUGGAUUGUCCUGGUGUCCUUCUCUCCACGUGCAAGGAAAGAAAUGCAGUUGUCACGUGCUGCAUGCAGUUGAAGAACUUUGAAAUGACAGGACAGGCUUUUGGGGGGAGAAAAAGUUCGUCAUUGAACUAGAAUGCGCUUAUCGAGCACACAAUCACAACCACACACAAGUGCACUGGAAUAUUGAUGAGCUCAAGUCAUCACUUCAUGGCAAAGUGGACAACCCACGCGACAGCCAUGCUGUCUUCGUCGUACAAGAUUUAGUGUCCUGUGAGGAGUUCCUCAAUUCGAACGAGACAUGCAAACAAAUUUGGGUCCCGAAGAUAUGGCUAUCUGUGAAAGUUGAAACAAAGUAUAAAGUGACAACCACUGUGAAUAGAACAAGUGAAACCCAAACCAAACCGCAUGUCGUCUUCGUCUAACUGAGUGAUAACGAAGAAAAUACAACGUCGUCAAAAACAACGUGCUAAAAGUGUCCUUAUUUUCGACUGGAAUGUGCGCAUUUUCGUAUUCGUGUCAGCUGAAAUAAUAAUAAUUUAUUCGCCGAGAGCGGGGAAGUGAAACAAAACACAACAACACAAACAAACAAAAAUUACUUGAAACUAAAGAGAUGUACUACUACUAAGUCCGCCGACUAAUCGAGCAGCAGCAGUACGUAGAAACGUAUAACACCAGCAGCACUGCACACGUAAACCGGGCGGAUAGAUUAAGUUUAGGAAUUGUGGAACGUCCAGCAGUCUAGCCAGUUGAUUGGAGGAGUAUCGUUCAAGAUGACCUACCCGAAUAAGCUAAUCAGUGUCGUUCUGCUCGCGCUGAUCACGCUCGAUCUAACUCAGGCAAAAGUGUUCCAGAAGUGUCCACUGGCCAAGCUGCUGGAUAGCAAUCAGAUAUCGCGGACGCUGAUCUCCAACUGGAUCUGUCUGAUACAAGCCGAGAGUGGGGCGGACACUUCGAAGAAGACCUCGCUGGACAACCUCUCAGCCAGCUACGGAAUCUUCCAGAUCAACAGCAAGGAGUGGUGCCGCGUGGGAAGAAAAGGUGGGAAGUGCAAUAAAGAUUGUGAAGACUACCUCACGGACGACAUCACCGAUGAUAUCGAGUGUGCCAAGCAGAUCUACCGCGAUCACGGAUUUUCGUACUGGAAGGGCUGGACGACCAAGUGCAAGCAGAACAAACGGCUGCCGGACAUUUCCGGUUGUUGGAAUUGAUGAUGCAGUGGUGGAAUGAUGAGUGAUUAUAUUUUGUUUACUACGAAUAAAGAAUUGUUGUUGGGGUAAAACCACAGAAAAAACUAAAUCAAAAGAGAAAUGAAGAGUACAAACUAAAUACGUACGGAAUGCUAUGGAAUCAUACUGACCAUGGUAGAGAAGUGUCCAAAGCACUUCAAGAAGAAGUUUUCAUAAAUUUUUGAAAAAGUAAAAGUUAGUUAACUAUAAUUAAGAAAAUGUUAAUGAUAAGCAUUAUUUUAAUCUUCUCAAAGUGUCAUGAUUUUCUCAAUGAACAUGAUUUCGAAUCGGAAAACGGAAUGCGAUUUCGGAUUCUUUGGACAAUUUUCCACUAGGAGAAGGUAAAAUAUGUUUGUAAAUAAUAAAUACUAUGUGUUUUUGAAAAAUAAUUCAAAACAAGCUUCAAAUUUAUAGGCAUUUUCAGUAGAACAAAUUUCAUAUAAAGUGUGAAAACUUUUGAUUCGUGCUUCGAAUUCAGUUUAAAAUUUAAUAUGAAUCGAUAAUUUUAUAAACAAAACUAGUUUUAACGAAUUCUGGGCAAAACUGUGAGUUUUUACAAUUUUACCUAAAAUUUAAAUGUAUUUUGUUAAAAAGCUUAUUUAACUUAACAUAAAAAUAGAUUUUUUUUUCUUACAAAAUUUAUCAGCAGCCUUAGUGAAAUUUGAUUUUAACAAGAAAAACUAUGACUAUCAAAGUCACCCCGGGAUUCGAAAUAAGAAUUAUCAUCGCAACUAUUUUUUUAAACCAGGGGUGCCCAACCUUCUGGCGCUGCGGGCCAGUUUUGAUUUUUCUGAAGCAGUGGCGGGCCGGAACUAAUAUUUGAUAAAAGAUAAAAAGUAAAAGUAUUUUUUUUAUGAUUGGGUUCUUUUUGAAGUAAAUAAAUACAUUGAAUUACGAUGUAAAACACAGCUGAAAGGAACACCAAAACUCUGUUAUAUACCUAAAUGAACUCAUUGUAACUUGGAUUAUUCACAAAUAAAACCGAAUUGAAUUGAAUUGAAGUAAAUAAAUAAAAGAACUAGUGUUGCUAGAUUCAUAUUUCUUGAUUUUAGGAGUUAAAAACAAAGAUAACUUUCAAAUAUGUGUUUAUUUGACUUAUUAUAAUUUUUGUUUGUUAAAAAUUGUAUAGUUAAUAACUAUUAGUUAUUGUUUUUGAGUCUACCGCCGUAACAACACGAUUCUACCAAGUUUCCGAUUAUGGUUCAUAUUCAGUGAUGUCCCUAGGACCCUUUGGAAACACUCUGAGCUAUGUGGAUCAUGUGGGAUUCAAGCUAUCCUUUUGCUUACAAAGCGAAACCCGUACCACUAAGACAGGAGCUGGCACCCUUUAGCAUUACUAGACUCCAAGAUCUGUAUUCCAGGACACUUUGGAGGACCUAGAACAUCCCAAAAAUGAUCCACAUAGCUCAUAGUGUUGCCAAAGGGUCCCAGGGACAUCACUGAAUAUGAACCAUAAUCGGAAACUUGGUAGAAUCGUGUUGUUACGGCGGCAUACCCCAAGAUCUGUAUUCCAGGACACUUUGGAGGACCCAGAACAUCCCAAAAGUGAUCCACAUAGCUCAUAGUGUUGCCAAAAGGUCUCAGGGACAUCACUGAAUAUGAACCAUAAUCGGAAACUUGGUAGAAUCGUGUUGUUACGGCGGCAUACCCCAAGAUCUGUAUUCCAGGACACUUUGGAGGACCCAGAACAUCCCAAAAGUGAUCCACAUAGCUCAUAGUGUUGCCAAAGGGUCCCAGGGACAUCACUGAAUAUGAACCAUAAUCGGAAACUUGGUAGAAUCGUGUUGUAACGGCGGCAUACUCCAAGGUCUGAAUUCCAGGACACUUUGAAGGACCCAGAACAUCCCAAAAGUGAUCCACAUAGCUCAUAGUGUUGCCAAAGGGUCCCAGGGACAUCACUGAUUAUGAACCAUAAUCGGAAACUUGGUAGAAUCGUGUUGUAACGGCGGUAGACUCCAAGAUCUGUAUUCCAGGACACUUUGGAGGACCCAGAACGUCCAAUAAUGAAAUGUAACUUUAUUUUGCCUGUUUCUGUUUACUCAUGGAAGAAUUUAACUACUGGUACCAAAAUUGUAGAUUAACACAGCUCAGAAAAAUUCAGGCCUGAAAGGGUUAAAUUAGAUUAGAUUAGAAAGCAAAACAUGUAACACUAUAAAACCAUUUUUUGAUGUUUUUGUUUCAAAUUUUGGAUAAUAGGCUC
Culex pipiens pallens (northern house mosquito) is the source of this 3594-nucleotide messenger RNA. Its product is annotated as lysozyme c-1. The coding region runs from base 939 to 1376 and encodes 145 amino acids. The record is from RefSeq and is a predicted model, not a curated record. NCBI's taxonomy places the organism in Eukaryota, Metazoa, Arthropoda, Insecta, Diptera, Culicidae. The transcript has 5 exons.